This is a messenger RNA of Racocetra fulgida, 144 nucleotides long. NCBI's taxonomy places the organism in Eukaryota, Fungi, Glomeromycota, Glomeromycetes, Diversisporales, Gigasporaceae. The record is from the annotation of a GenBank genome assembly.
AUGAAGCAAGAGGCAGGAGCCCUUCCCAUCGCGCAUGCCUCUGUUACGGAUGGCACACUGAACAAAGACGCGCUAGAAUUUGGAAUUGGAGCCGAUCUACUUGGUGAGAUCAUAAUUCGUCAAUCGGGCCAAGAAAAACGUUAG